AUGGAAAUCUUUUGCCGAAAUGUUCCCCAGGAUCUAUCGGAAGAAAGUUUCAAGCAAGAACUUCUCCCUUUUAUGAAUGUUCUGAAGAUUACAGACUUCUGGUGCGACAAACCUAGGGACAAAAGUCUAGCAUGGAUCAGGUUUCUUAAUGUAGAGGACGGGUCUGCAUUCCUUCAGAGGCACGGGAAGCAUCGACGCCCUAACGAACACGGCAAAGAGAAUAUGAAUCCAAGCUUUCCGCUUAGACCUAACCCAAGACCGAGAGAUACUCCACGACUUUUCAUUCUUAGGACUCCUGUGUUCGCCGAGCAAAGCCAGAAGCCCGUGGACAAGCAUGCCAUUGCGCAUCUCGAAUAUGAACGAGAAAAGAAGCAAAAAGAGACUGCUUCUGCGACCAAGAAGGAUCACCAUGUGCCGGCUAGAGCUUUCGAUAUCGCGGACGUCAGGUGUGGUGGUAAUACCUUUUGGGGUGAACAUGAUAUUCUCACGUUUGUUGACCACAACAAAUUGAUCAUUCCGAGAGGUGUCACCGGAAAGUUCACGCCUCAGUGGCUAACGGUUCAGGUUGCGUACGGAAACCGCAUGGAUUUCCACAACGAGACUAUUCAGGAUCUUAUCGCUAGUCGUGGUGAUUUGUCCCUUACAUUGGUCUUAACGGAGCCACCGAAAAUGUACAUACGUCGCCUGUCUUCGGACGGACCUGGAUGGAGUCGAGUUCAAGGCUUGUCCACUUGGGGCUUGCCUCGCGAAUACUCUUCAUCUUGUCUUGUUUACCGCAUUUAUCUCUACGACAUCACCUCGUUUAACGAGGUCUUGGGAUCGCUGAAGAACAAGGAUGCCCUUGCUAUCACUAAUCAUGCUUUGCCGUCCGUGGACUGGAACACCAUACCACCAGAGAACAACCACUUCCUCGGAAGACAAAUGUUUACAGAGAAGGCUAAGAGGCUUUUCGCUUCCGGAGUACAUUUCGCUCUCUUAUUCCAGGUUCAAGCUCUUGUCUGGAAUAACUAUAUCAACCCUGCCAGUGGCAUAAAGCUUCUCGAUGUCUUGGAGGUAGUCAUACAGGAUGCCAAAGAGAAACAGGUGGCACCUGCUGUAACAACAGAUGCGAUGAAAAAGCUCUUUCAGUCACUCCCUUACCCUUGUCCUGGUACGGAGCCCAGAGAGUUGGACGUGGUCAGUAUCAUGACUGAGAUCAUGGACGCCGAAUACGAAGCUCGAAAAGAGAAUCCAGAGAGAGACCGCGUAUACGGGAGCAAAUUGUCAGCACAGCAAAUUUGGAUUUUCAAAGCUCUUGUCACACCUACACGCGUAAUUCUCGUGGGACCAGACGCCGAUAGUAAAAACAGAGUGCUGCGCAAGUAUUCUGCCAAGAAUGACUAUUUCCUUCGUGUCGUAUUUUGCGACGAAGAUGGCCAGAACCUGAAUUUUCAUCCCAAGAUUGACAAAGAGCCGGUCUACUCCCGAUUCCGACGUAUCAUGGAUGAAGGUAUCCAAAUUGUGGGCCGGAAGUAUCAUUUUCUCGGAUUUUCGCAUUCGUCCCUUCGUGCUCAUUCAGUUUGGUUCUCAGCACCGUUCGUCGAUGAGGACUUGAAAAUACAGACCCCAGAAGCCAUCCUGAAGGCUCUUGGGGACUUUGAAGACAUUCGAGUCCCGGCAAAAUGUGCAGCACGCAUUGGACAAGCCUUCUCAGAAAUUCCAUACGCAGUGCCUAUCUUUGAAACUGAUAUCGCCUACCGGUUCAUCCACGAUGUGAAGUCUGCAGAUGGAUCCCGUGUUUUCAGUGACGGAGUUGGAACGAUCUCUCAAGAGGCGCUGGAGGAAAUCUGGCCAUAUAUGUCUAUGAAGGCUGCAGCACCUACAUGUCUCCAGAUUCGAUGGGGCGGUUGCAAGGGGAUGCUGUCGUUGGACCCCAGACUUAAGGGCAGGGUGUUCUGCAUUCGAAGGGAAUCUAUGAUGAAGUUUCCGAGCCGAGACAUUGCGGAACUCGGUAUCUGCGAUUCUGCAUCUAAGCCACUGCGACUCGUCCUUAAUCGCCCAAUGAUCAAAAUUCUAGAAGACAUGGGCACGAAAGAUGAAUGGUUCUUCAAGCUCCAGAACAACGCACUUAACAUCUUGCGGAACGUCACGGCUGAUGCUACCAACACGAGCGCCUUCUUGGAUCACCAUGCCAUCGGUGUCAAUAUGGGUCUUCCCAAGUUGAUCAUGCAAUUAGAUACAAUGGGCAUCGACUAUCGCCGUGACAAGUUUCUCAAAGCAGCUGUUGAGCAUGUUGUUCUCCGAGAACUGCGGUUGCUAAAGCAUAAGGCUCGUAUUCCUGUUGAUCAUGGAGUGACGCUUUUCGGGAUCAUGGAUGAGACGGGGUUCCUCAACGAGGGAGAGAUCUAUGUUACGUACGACAAGAGCUAUGGCAGAAGAACUGGCCGGGGCGUCAAGUCUACUCUGAGAGAUGGCGAGGUUAUAAUCACUCGAUCACCGGCGCUCCAUCCUGGUGAUAUACAGGUUGUCAAACAAGUGACACCGCCGCAGGGUCAUCCCUUGCGAAGUCUUCAGAACUGUGUCAUCUUCAGUCAGAAAGGAAAUCGUGACCUGCCAAGCAUGCUGAGUGGAGGAGACCUGGAUGGAGAUCUGUACAACGUCAUAUGGGAUUCUGAAGCAAAGCCUAACGGAACUUUCCCACCAGCAGAUUAUCCCAGAGCUACCCCCCAACCUCUGGAUCGUCCGGUAAACGCUCAAGAUAUUGCCGACUUUUUUAUUAACUUCAUGAAGACUGAUAUUCUGGGUGUAAUUGCAACCCGGCAUGUCAUACUGGCUGACCAUUACGAUGAGGGAACUCCUCACCUAGACUGCAUAACAUUGGCAGGACUACAUUCUACCGCGGUCGACUUUUCCAAAACGGGAAUUCCGGCCAAUUUCGAAGCUUUGCCAAAAAACACACGUUUUCGACCCGAUUUCCUCGCAGCAGCACCGCCUCUGGAGUUGUACGACAAGGGGCAGGUGGCGCACAUUAGAGAAGUCAACAAGAUCGAUAACGAUGAUGAUCCCAUGGCCCACGCCAAAUACAAGUACUAUCUAUCCGAGAAGAUCCUUGGUCGUCUAUACCGACAAGUUGACGAAAAGAAGAUCUGGGACGAGGAUAUUCAUCGCCAUAUCAACACUGUUGGACCGUCGGUAUGGGAUCAGCUAUUGACAAUUGUUCAAAAUGAGGUUGACAAGUAUAAACUCGAUAUUGACUGGACUCGCAAAUCGGAAGAGGCUUGGAAGAUCCGCGGCUUGUAUGAUUCGUCAAUUUUGGCCAAAAUGUGGCAGUUCUCUGAGAAUCCUCGUUCACCACUGACAGAGGUUGAAGUAUUUUGCGGUUUCAUCCUGAACAAGAGAGGCGCCCAAACCCGUCGCCAAAACGACUCGUCCAUCAAGCUCAAAGAAGAGAUCGACCGUAUCAUGACGUGGAUUGUUAAACAAAUCCGCGACCGAGGCGUGGGCGAUAAGGCAGAGACCCUGAGCACCGCCACUGAAGCGGAUGCAGCUACUUCUCGAUGGAGGGAAGACGUUGUCGAAUUAUGUUGGGCAUGUGUGGCUGUCGCCUGUAUCAAACGGGAAAAUGCACCAUUUCUGCACCGUGGAACAGAAGACCUGGAGAGCUUUCGAGUCGUGGCAGCAUGUUGUCUGAUUAAGGAGCUCAACAACCUAGCCCGGAAAAUGGAGUUCGAAGCCGGGGGAGGCUUUGUAGGCGUUGGGCGUGGUGGAGGUCGAGGCAGGGGUGGACGAGGCGGCAAGAGUAUGACGCUUCCGAUACGAUGA
Molecule: messenger RNA, 3801 nt
Organism: Fusarium coffeatum
Lineage: Eukaryota; Fungi; Ascomycota; Sordariomycetes; Hypocreales; Nectriaceae
Exons: 3
Coding region: 1-3801 (1266 amino acids)
Biological process (GO): siRNA processing
Cellular component (GO): nuclear RNA-directed RNA polymerase complex
Molecular function (GO): RNA-directed RNA polymerase activity
Source: RefSeq, a predicted model, not a curated record